AUGGGCGUUCGCCACCGCGUUAGCCACCGCGGCAGCCAUUGCCUCGCCGUCGCUCCCCAGAGGAUCGCGAAGAUCACCACCAUGGGGCUGGUGGACAACUGUCUUCAGCGGGUCAACGCUCUCCUCGUCACCAAUCCCCCCGUGGUCGGGGAGCCCAGCGCUCACCGCAAGCGCGAUCCCCCGCUCAGCACUCUCUGCGGCGAUCUCCGGCGAGGCGGGGGAGGGGGAGGGGGUCUCCUGGACGUCGCUGGGAUUCGGGACGUCGCGAGCAGUCCCCUCCGCGUCCGAACUCGGCUGGUUCCGAAGGCUGACGGGGCCGGCGGAAUGGCGGGGGGCGAUGCGGUACUGGUCGCCAGCAGGAUCCUGCCCUCGAUCGCGCCGCGAAUACGUUUGUGGAAGUGGUGCAGCAGGCCCGGGCGAGUGGGGAGCCGACUCACGUCCAUAUCGAGGAUUCUGAAUGUGGCGGAGGCGUGCGAGGUGGUGGCGAACUUGCAGCUGGCGGUGUGUGCGGCCACUCAAAACUUUCCGAGCAGUUACGGUCCAGGGUCCCGAGGAUCCUGCGUGACUUUGGCAGAAUCGCUCGAGUCGCCGUUGGCACUCGUGUCGGAAGCGCCCGCCGGGGUAGCUCCCUUAGCGCGUACCUUCCCGCGCCACGUGGGGGAUCUUGCAGAGGCUGCUCGAGUUGGGACCCCCGUGAGCACACUUCAGUCGUAG
Messenger RNA from Closterium sp. NIES-65, 714 nucleotides. NCBI's taxonomy places the organism in Eukaryota, Viridiplantae, Streptophyta, Zygnematophyceae, Desmidiales, Closteriaceae. The record is from the annotation of a GenBank genome assembly.